Molecule: messenger RNA, 4071 nt
Organism: Cladophialophora yegresii CBS 114405
Lineage: Eukaryota; Fungi; Ascomycota; Eurotiomycetes; Chaetothyriales; Herpotrichiellaceae
Exons: 1
Coding region: 1-4071 (1356 amino acids)
Biological process (GO): carbohydrate metabolic process
Molecular function (GO): UDP-glycosyltransferase activity; hexosyltransferase activity
Source: RefSeq, a predicted model, not a curated record
AUGUCUAAUGCUGAUCCUCCCUCGACCCCGCCGAGACAACCCGAAGGGAUCCCUGAGAUUAUCCUACAGGAAGCAAACGCGGCCGCUGCGGCAGCUCAGGAGGAUGAAGCCCGCGGUCACAAGGAGCACACGAAUAUAAGCUCUUCACCUGAAGGUCAUGUCCGGCACCAUGGCGGUGUUUCUCCCCACCUGGAGGAGGUGCCUCCCCCAGCCUACAACAGCACGACAUAUGGGGAGUUGGACAUAGAUCAGAAUGGCCUGAACACAGGCGCACAGGUAGCCAGCGAUGGCAGAGUCAAUAUCAAUAUCUGCCAGCACAAGGGGAAGCUCACAAACCUACUUCUGCCCGCUCUGCGCCACCAGCUCGAUCUAUCGAAAUGCAAACCCUCGGCGGGACCCCAAAUUCCCGAAGGACUGGGAGAAGUAGACGGACUCCCUCCACCUCCCAUGAACAUUGUGAUCCAAAUCGUGGGAAGCAGAGGGGAUGUCCAGCCAUUUGUGGCAUUGGGACAGGUACUGAAGAACAAGUACAACCACCGUGUGAGAAUAGCAACCCAUUCGACCUUCAAACAAUUCGUCACAGAGAACGGCCUCGAGUUCUUUAGCAUCGGGGGAGACCCAGCCGAACUCAUGGCUUUCAUGGUCAAGAACCCCGGUCUCAUGCCAGGUAUGGACUCGUUGAAGAGUGGGGAUGUCGGCAAACGACGGAGAGGUAUCUACGAAAUCAUCACAGGGUGUUGGAGGUCCUGUAUUGAGGCCGGGGACGGUAUGGGGGCACCGAUCAACGAUGACAACAUGGACACUCGCAGUUUUGACAGCGCCUUGUCCAUGCGCAUGGAUCCGACCCUGAAACCUUUUGUGGCAGAUGCCAUCAUUGCUAACCCGCCUAGCUUCGCACAUGUCCAUCUUGCGGAAAAGCUUGGUAUUCCCCUGCAUUUGAUGUUUACCAUGCCCUGGUCACCGACACAAUCUUUCCCACACCCUCUCGCGAACAUCAUAUCUUCAAACACGGAUCCCACCGUAACGAACUUUGUCACCUAUGCGCUGGUGGAUAUGCUAACCUGGCAGGGGUUGGGCGAUGUCAUCAACAAAUUCCGGGAAAGGAGUCUCGGCCUCGAACCAGUCAGCAUCAUGUGGGCUCCUGGCAUGGUCAGUCGAUUACGGAUCCCAUGGACGUACUGCUGGUCUCCUGCUUUGAUCCCUAAGCCCGCAGACUGGGGUAGUUACAUUGAUAUAUCAGGCUUUUUCUUCCUCAAUUUAUCAACGAACUAUACACCUCCACAGGAUCUGGCUGAUUUCUUAGCGGCUGGGCCACCUCCCGUCUACAUCGGAUUCGGUUCAAUUGUGGUUGAUGAUCCCAAUGCCAUGACCAAGAUGAUAUUCGAGGCUAUCAAGAAGACUGGCCAGCGGGCGAUCGUCUCCAAGGGCUGGGGCGGACUUGGUGCCAGCGAGUUAGGGAUUCCUGAAGGAGUCUUCAUGAUCGGCAAUUGUCCUCAUGAUUGGCUGUUCCAGCGUGUCUCUUGUGUUGUCCAUCACGGUGGGGCCGGCACAACGGCUGCUGGCAUUUUGGCUGGGAGACCAACAGUGGUAGUGCCGUUCUUUGGCGAUCAACCUUUCUGGGGUUCUAUGACGGCUAGAGCUGGUGCAGGCCCAAUGCCUGUCGCCUACAAGGAUUUGAAUGCCGGCAAACUCGCCCAGUCGAUACUGGAAGCACUCAAGCCCGAAUCGCUCGAUCGAGCGAAAGAGUUGAGCGCAAAAAUUAAGGCCGAAAGGGGUACUGAGGCUGGAGCAGAGUCCUUCCACAAACAAUUGCAGAUGUCAAACCUCAGGUGCUCGUUGGACCCUUCUCGAGUUGCAGUGUGGCGUGUGAAGCGAACCGACAUUCGCCUGUCAGCGCUUGCAGCUACGGUCCUCGGGACUGAAGGGCUUCUGGACUUCUCCGAUCUGAAACUGUAUCGACCCCGAGAGUACGAGACAGAAGACGGGCCUUGGGAACCGAUUUCUGGAGGCGCGGCUGCCUUGAUCGGCACUCUGGGCAACCUUUCAAUGGGGAUUGCGGACUUCCCAGUCGAGAUUCUCAAAUCUUUCAAGACUGCACACGGGGAGCUAAAGGAGAUUCAUGAGAGAAGACACAGUGGCACGGACACACCAACUGCGCCGUCAGAACGUACAUCUUCUGGCAAUGUCUCCAACACGCCAGCAAGCACUGUUACACCGGUUCAGUCACCGCCUCUCUCACCACUGGGUGCCCCUUCGCCGCUCAAUGAACCCUCUGUACCUCCGUCCAUGUCCUCUGUGCUGACAGCCGAUGGUUCCACGAAAUCCCAUCACCGACAUGGAAGCUGGUCACACCAUCGUUCCCGUUCUCGCUCUCAUUCCCGGUCAGCAAGCAGACAUCGCGAUUCGGCAAGUGAGGAGGUCGGCCAGGUCACACUAGAGACCGCCCUUUCUGGUGCGAAGGCUGCGGGUAAGAUCGUGUCGGCGGGCGUCAAGUCGCCUAUGGAUUUCACUUUGUCAUUGGCGAAGGGAUUUCAUAACGCGCCAAAACUAUACGGCGACGAUACUGUCCGGCAGAACGAGAAGAUUGUGGGUCUUCAGUCUGGUUUGAAAGUCGCCGGCAGAGAAUUCGGAUACGGAUUCUAUGACGGUAUAACCGGGCUCGUGACUCAGCCUCUGCAAGGGGCCAAAAAGGAGGGAGCUGCAGGCUUUUUCAAGGGCGCCGCGAAAGGUAUCGGUGGUUUGAUACUUAAGCCAGCUGCAGGUAUCUGGGGUCUCCCCGGAUACACUGCCAAAGGUAUCUACAGCGAGAUUUCAAAGCACUUUGGAAGCUCUGUGCAGAACUACAUCAUCGCUGCUCGCACGGCUCAAGGAUUCGAGGACUGGAAGAACAGCAGUCCUGCACAGAGGCAGAGAAUCGUCAUGGCCUGGAAAGAUAGCCAGCUCGAGACGCGGAAACACGGGCAACUUUACGGAGCUGACCGCAAGGAGGCGAUUGAAAGUCACAUUCUGUCCAAAUCCAAUACGAACUCCGUCGAACUGGUGCACGGGUUCAAAAACACGCGACAUCUCAGCUGGGAUGAACGAAAAACCCUGGCCGAGAGGAGGGAUCAGCUCAAGAAGGAGAAGAAAGAAAUUGAGCGGCAGGAAAAAGAGGUGCUCAGGGAGGAGAGAAGGAAGAGUAAGAGCGGUGGCAAGGUCAAGAGCCGAUGCAAGUUCUGUCCAUUCGAUCACUCUACCAGCCAACACCUCACGCAUACUCAGUCCCUCUCAAGCCUGGACCCGUCAGCCGGUAAGACGCACUCUCAAUCAUCGUACGCAGUGGGUGAGGAUUUCGACGACUACGAGCACGCCAUCAUGCAUUCGGUGACGUCCACCAGCAGAGGCAACCCGGAAGAAGAUGCCAUAGUUGCAAGAGCACUAAGGGCAAGUCUCCGGGAAUUGCACGGUGGAGGUGACAACCACAAGCGACCCGAUGCAGCUUACCAGCAAGCCAUCCAAGCCAGCAUCAGAGAGUUCAAGAGAGCCCAAGAAGAACAUGCUCAGCAGACACGUGUGGUCUCAAUAAAGGCCGAAAAGCCGGAAGAGGAGCACGACGCGGAACUCCACAAAGUAUUGACAGCAAGCCUGGAGGAGUAUAAAGCUGCCCAAGCUGCGAACGAUCAAGGGGCCAGGCCCAAAGACUCGCAGCACCAUCAUUUGGACGACAGUGACUCGGGCAUCGACACGGACUACGACGAGGAGUUCAAGCGCACUAUUGAGGAGAGCAAGAGGCUGCAUUCCGACAACGAGUUGAAGAAGAAAGAGCAAGAGCUCGCAGAAAUAGAGGCCGCCCUAGCCAGUACUAACGAUACUGCCAAAGGAGCCAUGGUGGCUAGCGAGGAGGCAGUUAUUGAUGAUGACAACGAACUGCAACAGGCAAUCACCGCGUCCGAGCAAGACGAGAAAAAGCACCAGGAAGAGCUCUCGAGGGAGAAGACAGAGGAAGAAAUUGUGCUCGAGUAUGUCAAGAAGCAGAGUCUGCGGGAGGAGGAGCUCAGGCGUCAGAAGACCGGCGAGUCCGCUACGACGUAA